Molecule: messenger RNA, 1820 nt
Organism: Cygnus atratus (black swan)
Lineage: Eukaryota; Metazoa; Chordata; Aves; Anseriformes; Anatidae
Gene: ARL4A
Product: ADP ribosylation factor like GTPase 4A
Exons: 2
Coding region: 177-779 (200 amino acids)
Biological process (GO): intracellular protein transport; vesicle-mediated transport
Cellular component (GO): cytoplasm
Molecular function (GO): GTPase activity; GTP binding
Source: RefSeq, a predicted model, not a curated record
GGGCUGGGCGCAGCCCGGCCGCCAGAGGCAGUGGCGGCAGCGGGCGGUGCGGGUGGCAUGGCGGUCGGCGCUGCGCUCGCCUCCCCGCGCUGAGGGCGGCGGGGCCGAGCGGCUCGGAGCGUAGCGGGGGCCCCGGCGGUGGUGUUGGCAGGCUGCUGUCACCUCUCCGCCCGGCGAUGGGGAAUGGACUCUCGGACCAGACGCCGCUGCUGUCCAGCCUGCCGUCCUUCCAGUGCUUCCACAUCGUCAUCCUGGGGCUGGACUCCGCCGGGAAGACCACGGUGCUCUACCGGCUGCAGUUCAAUGAGUUCGUCAACACCGUGCCCACCAAAGGAUUUAACACGGAGAAAAUCAAAGUGACGCUGGGCAACUCGAAGACGGUCACUUUCCACUUCUGGGAUGUGGGCGGCCAGGAGAAAUUGAGGCCGCUGUGGAAGUCGUACACGAGGUGCACGGAUGGCAUCGUGUUUGUGGUGGACUCCGUCGAUGUCGAGAGAAUGGAGGAGGCCAAAACGGAACUUCACAAAAUCACUAGGAUAUCGGAAAAUCAAGGAGUGCCUGUCCUUAUAGUUGCUAACAAGCAGGACUUGAGGAACUCUCUCUCGCUUUCUGAAAUCGAGAAGAUGUUAGCGAUGAGCGAGCUGAGUUCUUCGACCCCCUGGCAUUUGCAGCCUACUUGUGCAAUCAUUGGAGAUGGACUCAAAGAGGGACUGGAAAAACUAUAUGAUAUGAUAAUUAAGCGAAGGAAAAUGUUGAGGCAGCAGAAAAAGAAGAGAUGAGUUCUAUUUUGUCCUUUCUCUUUUAGAGUAGUUACACGGUCAAAAUUUGACAUGAGACAGCUUCCAAACCCGGGCCUGCUCGUUUGGAUGCCGUUAAGCUUAGUUACGUUAAACAAUCAGUUGCACAACCUUGCCUCGUGGAAGGCUGUGCAGUCAUGGAACUUAUUUUUUUUUUAAAUAGUCUCUUCUGAGUUUAUGGCUCUGCAUUAUUUCAGAAGCCCAAAUAGAUGAUGUAAUACUAUCAGGAAAUGGAUGGAUGGGUGGGUAUAUGUGACAUGGACGUCUAAAUAGCCAAAUAAAACGAGGGUUUUCUGCGUAGUGUUGUAUUCAUAUGUUUGAGGGUGCCCUCUGCAAGCAAUUUGCAUUGAAGGUGUUCUGUGUUUUUAAACUUCUAAUGCUCGUAAGUGGAGUGUUUAGGUGAACAUUAUACAGCUUUAAAAACAUGUAUGAAGUUAUUUCAAGAGGCUGUUUUUUUAUCUUGUUUGGGAAUUUCUAUGAAAGCUUGGCUACGUGUGUAUUUUUUUUUUAAUUUGGCACUUUUUGAAAUUGAAUCAUGUUCAAUUCAAAUACUUGAAACUUAAGUGCUGUGGAUUUUUCAACUGAUUUGAAAGAGUUUUUUGACAAGUAAAAAAUGUAAACAGCACGAUGGAGCAUGGAAAAGUGGUUUCCCAACAUAUAGCAUGUUUUUGGUAUGUAAGUUUUUUUUAUUUUUAUAGAAGUAACCAUUCAUCCGUAUACAUGCACAUUAAAUCAGGUUUAAGCUAUUACUCAAAAUUAGUCAUCUGUUUUUGAAUGAUGAGUAUUACAUCCUCAUGCUAUCAAAUUAUAAGUAAAUUAAUUGCAGUAAAAGAGGUAUAAAGAACGACUUUGGCUGUUGUGGUUCUAACCAAUGCAGCAUUGUUCGCUCUAUUGGUGACUUUUUUUGGCAAUAAAACUGAAAUCGUAAUGAAGUAAAGAUGGAGUUAAACUUAGCAGAGCACAUCUUGUAUCUCCCCUAAAUACCCCCAUUUUAUUAAAGUGGUAUUGCUAUGUCACUUUCAA